This is a messenger RNA of Alligator mississippiensis (American alligator), 524 nucleotides long. Its product is annotated as ral guanine nucleotide dissociation stimulator-like 1. NCBI's taxonomy places the organism in Eukaryota, Metazoa, Chordata, Crocodylia, Alligatoridae. The transcript is spliced from 3 exons. The coding region runs from base 70 to 429 and encodes 119 amino acids. The record is from RefSeq and is a predicted model, not a curated record.
GAUUUUGGGAACAUACAUACAUUUUUCACAACAUACAGGACCUUUGCCUCUCCUGGUGAGGUCCUAGAAAUGCUCCUCAGCAGGCAUGGAAAGCUGGAGACCUUGAGCUGCAGGGGAGAUGAAAGUCCAGAUUUCUCAGCGGACUCCAGGGCAGUCCUCGGGAAUCCAAUCAUCUUCUUCUUGAAAACUUGGCUGCACUUCAGCCCUGAAGAUUUCAAAGAGCCGCCGAAGUACCACACACUGCAGAAAGUAAUAGCACACCUGAACAAGAACGUCCCUGGCUGUGACGUUGAAAUGGAGGCCAAACACCUCCUCCACCAGUUUCAAAACGAAGCAGAAAAUGAGAGUAAGUUAUAUUUUUUUUCAAGCUAUCACUUCAUCAUCUCCGAAACUGCACUAAAGAAUUGCAUUUUGGGAGGUAAAUGUUAGCAACAAUUAUAUUGCCAGGGCCUAAUCCUGAUAUCACUUACACGACAGGAUCAGGCCCUGUAGACUUUUGGGUUUUUCUGGCUCUGUCCCUGGUG